Messenger RNA from Doryrhamphus excisus (bluestripe pipefish), 1136 nucleotides. The record is from RefSeq and is a predicted model, not a curated record. Lineage: Eukaryota; Metazoa; Chordata; Actinopteri; Syngnathiformes; Syngnathidae.
GAAGCAUCCCUUUCAUUUCCGUCUUCUCCGGCUAUGAGCAAGCACUCCCAGAAGUACAGGCACGCGUCUCCGCCCGGCGAGCGGCCCCCGACCUCGACCCAAGGGCACAAAAGCCCGCGGAUGCCCAAUUGCUCCCGAUGCAGGAACCACGGCUUCGUGUCCCUCCUGAAGGGCCACAAGCGCUUGUGCAAGUGGAAGGACUGCCAGUGCCAAAAAUGCAAGCUGAUCACCGAGAGGCAGAGAGUCAUGGCGGCGCAGGUGGCCCUCAGAAGACAACAAGUCCAGGAUGAGGAGCUGGGGAUUUGUACUCCGGUCAAUCUUUCCAAUCCCAGCCUGGCCAUGAAGACUGAAGACGGUGCCGACUGCCUGUUCGCCGUGGAGGGACGACCCCUGACCCUUGGCUUGCCCUCGUCUUCCUCGCUGGGCACCACAGACGCAGGGAGUUGCUCCAUCCCGGCAGACUGCAGCAGGCCUCUUGCAGAUAGUGCAUCCGACCUGCUGCUGGAGACGUCCUACCACAGCCUCUUGCAGUACCAGAUGCCCCACGGGGACGGCUGUCUGGCAGGCCACGCGCCCCCCCGGUACCGCAUGCACUCCUACUACCCGGCAGCCACGUACCUCAGCCAGGGGCUGGGCUCCUCCUCUGGGCUGCCGUCCUUCUUCCCCCCGGAUGACAACCUCUGCGCCGAGGCGAUGGCGGCCUCCAUCUUAUCCAGCAGUCUGGCCGUCGGACUCGACCCCUUGACCAUCCACCUGGCGGGUGGUGCUGACGUCAAGUUCGAGAUAGACGUCAACAGCGAGGCAAGCGACCUCCUGGUCAUCGAUGAGGAUGCCACCCAAUGAAGAUAAAGACGACGGUUCUUUGGCCUUUGAACGUUACACGUUCGUUCUAAUCAGCGCAAAUGAGCUAGUGACAUUUUCGGGAUACAUCGCAAAGACUUUGAUUACUGAUUGUUAUUUACGGUAGACGGGCUGUAAAACAUCGAUGGUUUCGACUUCGGGUGCUUGCUUAGGCCAAAUGAAGUGCACUACUCGCUGCGACCCUUGACAUGGAAACAGGAGUUCAGAAGAGAGUGAAUACCCCAUACCGCAUACCACUUUUUGAAACUCACCCAAAUAAUAAUAAAAAUAUGAUU